Racocetra fulgida is the source of this 329-nucleotide messenger RNA. The record is from the annotation of a GenBank genome assembly. NCBI's taxonomy places the organism in Eukaryota, Fungi, Glomeromycota, Glomeromycetes, Diversisporales, Gigasporaceae.
CCAACGCAAGUGACGAAGAGGCCAAUAAAAACAAACAAUCGAAAAAGGGUAAACGAAAAGCCAAUAAUGCAAGUGAUGAAGAAAGCUCCAACCAGUUUGUGACAGACGUUGAAGUUGACAAAAAUAAGCAAGAUUUGGAUACUGAUAAUGAAGACUUUUCAACAAAUAAUGAAAUUUUAGCUUUGCUUAAAAGAUUGGAAACUUUGGAAAAGCUUCAGGCUGCCUCUAAAUAUGGAAAAGAAAUUCCCGAGUUUCGAAAAAUACCAGAGAAUGAAAAAAGAAUCCAAGGUUUUCUCCUACUGCUUGUGAUUGGGCUGUUAGACGAAUGA